AGUGAGUGAGUGAGUGCGGGGACAAAGCAGCGGCGUUCACUUGGGACUGCACCUUCAUCACCUUCAUCACAACCAGCACCGCUGUCAUCUUCAUCUUCACCAGCCUCCGCGGCGGUGAGAGACAGCGAGAGACUGACACGGGAGCAGCUCAUGCACGAGGAUGGACAUAGACCAGAGGACGAAUGGGUUCGACUACCCGGAAAGAAACAACAGCAAGUCCGUCAACGGUUUUUACACAGAGCAGAUGCUGGAGUCUGAACACAACGGCAGCAUGGAUGCAAUCAAUGAAAGUAAUCUAGAUGAUCCAGCUGACCAGCGUACUUGCCUUAUCUGUGGAGACCGUGCCACAGGUUUGCACUAUGGCAUCAUCUCGUGUGAAGGCUGCAAGGGCUUCUUCAAGCGCAGCAUCUGCAACAAGCGUGUGUACCGCUGCAGCCGCGACAAGAACUGCGAGAUGUCACGCAAACAGCGCAACCGCUGCCAGUACUGCCGUCUGCUCAAGUGUCUGCAAAUGGGGAUGAACCGCAAAGCGAUCAGGGAGGAUGGAAUGCCAGGAGGGAGGAACAAAAGCAUCGGGCCUGUUCAGAUCACAGAAGAGGAGAUAGAGCGGAUCAUGUCAGGACAGGAGUUUAAGGAGGACGCCCCAGACCACACCUGGGGCAACAACGGCGACAGCGACCACAGCUCCCCCAGCAACGGAGCCUCUGAGGGCAACCAGCCAUCGCCUGCCUCCACUCUGUCAUCCAACCGCUCUGUGGAAAUGAACGGCUACACAGCGGCCCUCAGGGACCAUUACAUCAACACCUCCAUGUCCACACACUACCAGCUCCUGCCUCACCUGUUCAGCUACGCCGCUCAGUCUGGCCUGCUGGCCCCGCAGCCCCGCAGCCUCUACCCACAGUCCCACCCACUGGUGCUGCAGCUGGUGGCGGCCGAAGACCUGGCCCCACUGGCCACGCCCAUGCUCAUCGAGGACGGCUACAAAGUGACACAGGUGGAGCUGUUCGCUCUGCUGUGUCGCCUGGCAGAUGAGCUGCUCUUCCGCCAGAUCUCCUGGAUCAAGAAGCUGCCGUUCUUCUGCGAGCUCUCCAUAGAGGACUACACCUGCCUGCUCAGCUCCACCUGGCAGGAGCUGAUCCUGCUCUCCUGCCUGACUAUCUACAGCGCCCAGAUCUUUGGUGACCUGGCCGACAUCACUGCCAAGUACACGCCGACGGAUGAUGAGCUGCAGGGGUGAGUGGCCUCAGAAAUAAGA
Molecule: messenger RNA, 1255 nt
Organism: Solea solea (common sole)
Lineage: Eukaryota; Metazoa; Chordata; Actinopteri; Pleuronectiformes; Soleidae
Product: nuclear receptor subfamily 6 group A member 1-A-like
Exons: 8
Coding region: 161-1237 (358 amino acids)
Biological process (GO): regulation of DNA-templated transcription
Molecular function (GO): zinc ion binding; DNA-binding transcription factor activity; sequence-specific DNA binding
Source: RefSeq, a predicted model, not a curated record